GUCGUUGUUUUCUCUGGGGAUGGUUAGUGAUGGUGAUGGGUCGAGAGGGCGGCUACUUGGUGCCGGCUGAUCCGAAGAAGAAAGUUGCCGGGUCGCGGAGCUGGCUGCUGAUGGACGCUUCCGGCCAGGAGAUUCUUCUCGAUGUCGACAAGUACGCUAUCAUGCACCGAGUCCAAAUCCACGCGCGCGAUCUCCGGAUUCUCGAUCCCCUUCUUUCCUAUCCCUCCACUAUACUCGGCCGUGAACGCGCCAUUGUUCUCAAUUUAGAGCAUAUCAAGGCUAUUAUUACAUCUGAAGAGGUGCUUCUUCGUGAUCCAUCAGACGAAAACGUUACUCCUGUAGUUGAGGAACUCAGAAGAUGCCUGAAGCCCGUAAUUGCAAAUCAUGAAGAUCAAGGGGAAGGCAAAGAUUCCAAUGCUCAGCAUGAUGUUGAAACAGCUGAAGAAGAUGAAUCUCCAUUUGAGUUCAGGGCCUUGGAGAUUGCUUUAGAAGCCAUCUGCAGUUUUCUUGCUGCCAGGACAAUGGAUCUUGAGACUGAUGUCUACCCAGCUUUGGAUAUGCUUACCUCCAAGAUUAGCAGCAAAAAUUUGGACAGAGUUCGGAAGCUAAAGAGUCAAAUGACAAGGUUGACUGCUCGUGUGCAAAAGGUGAGAGAUGAACUUGAACAACUCCUGGACGAUGAUGAUGAUAUGGCAGAUCUUUAUUUGUCUAGAAAACUUGCUGGUGCUUCUUCACCUGUAAGUGUAUCUGCCAGUUGGCUUCUGGCUUCACCGACAAUUGGCUCAAAGAUAUCAAGAGCUAGUAGGGCAAGUAUUGCAACUGUCCGAGGGGAUGAAAAUGACAUUGAAGAUCUUGAGAUGCUACUAGAAGCUUACUUCAUGCAAAUUGAUGGAACAUUGAAUAAGCUAAACACACUACGUGAAUAUAUUGAUAAUACAGAAGAUUACAUUAACAUUCAGCUUGACAAUCACCGAAAUCAGCUCAUUCAGCUAGAACUCUUCCUCAGUUCAGGAACGGUUGUUAUGUCUAUAUAUUCUUUGGUGGCUGGAAUAUUUGGAAUGAACAUCCCAUUUUCUUGGAAUGAAAGUCAUGGAUACAUGUUUAAAUGGGUGGUCAUUGUCACAGGGACUUUUUGUGUAUUUCUUUUUAUACUAAUUGUAUAUUAUGCUCGCCAUAAGGGACUUGUUGGAUCAUAAAUCUCUUCCAAAGGGACAUUUGAUCAUAUAUGACACGAUUGCUACAUGGAUAGGGAAACAAAAAAUUGUAGCAUACUAUACAAUACUCUCAUUAUUCUUUUCAAAGUGAUGGAAGUUUUGGAUCAACUUACACCUGUGUAGUUUGACUGUUGAUUGAACGAAUAUAUACAAUUAGUUGGAAGGUUCGUGGUUGAGAAAAAUGAAUCUUGUAUUUUCAUUUAUUCGAUCUGAUGACCUCAUAAAAUCACAUUUCCAUGUGGAUGAUUUUACUACAUCCCAAGUACCUAUUGGAUGAUAAUAUGUUUGACGCGGAUCAUUCAUAUUUCAUAUUCUUGUCUUUUAGAUAAAAAGGUCUCUCGAAAAUAUUGC
Messenger RNA from Cuscuta europaea, 1565 nucleotides. The record is from the annotation of a GenBank genome assembly. Lineage: Eukaryota; Viridiplantae; Streptophyta; Magnoliopsida; Solanales; Convolvulaceae.